GAAGUUUACAAAGAAAAAAUCCUGGAGCACUUGCUAUGGCUUAUGCUAACGGUGUCGCAUAUUUGAACGGGUCGGCGAGCAGAGCUCACUCACCUGCUGGUGAACAGUUGGCGGUUAACCAAGCAGCAGCCGCAGCAGUCAUCCGCCAAAAUGAAGACGUAGUUAACGGACAUUUAUGUGAAAGAGCCCACACUGCCUCCUCCUCCUCCUCCUCGGAAUCGUUUUAUCGCACUAACGAUGUUAACGACACAAUGGCCAGAAUUCGGAACAGACAGAAAUCUACAAAGACAUCGGAGAAGACUGCAACCAUACUCGGCUCAGGAGAGAGCCCGACGCAUGUUUGUGCUGAAUUAAAGGCAGCAUCAGUUCAGUCCGAUUUGAACAGAAGUGAACAUAAUUACUGUUCAGUCUGUGCAGUCAGCACGUUAGACAGAGGAAACGACAUGUGUCAGGCCUGUUCUAUGCUUGGACACUAUCAGGCCUCCUAUGAAGGCAGACACCCCAGUCCUUACUUAAACUAUUUCCGUAAACUUUUGCCUAGCUGGCUGUUUGAACCAGAAUAUAUGAUGCAUGGUAAACCGAAGACAGACCAAGAUGCAAUUCACAGACAUACAGAUUCUUUAUUUAGUACUUCAAGUGGAUUCACGAACUAUCGAGGAUUGUUGAACUUGGCUCUUAUUCUUCUGGUUCUCUCCAACACUCGGCUAUUCCUUGAAAACCUUAUCAAGUAUGGGAUACUAAUUAACCCUUUUGUUUAUAUGGAAUGGUUCAUCGAUGAGCCUUACAACUGGCCUAAUGUGCUGCUGACAUUAUCAGUGUCAGUUUUUCCAUGCAUUUCUUUUGGGAUUGAGUGUGCCCUUGCCAAGGACUGGAUAUCAGACAAGACUGGAUUCUUUCUGCAUACCAUCAACAAUACAGUAUUGCUGGUAUACCCAGCUGUAAUUAUCUACAUCAAGCAUCCCAAUCCAGUUUUCUCAGCUUUCACUCUUGGCAUUGUCACCAUAGUGUUUUUAAAGAUGAUUUCUUAUGGUCAUGUCAACUACUGGUGCCGCCUUCACCUUCGAAAUGGUGGCAACAGGCUUAGCCGUCGACGCAAAACUGUUAGUGCAACUAAUGACACGCAUUCUGAUUCAGAGAAGACAAUUGAAGAAAAGAAUCUGGGCAGUGUAAUAGUUUAUCCUAAAAACCUAACUUUGAGUGAUUUGUGCUACUUCUUGUGCGCACCAACUCUGUGCUAUGAACUGAAUUUCCCUCGAUCAGCCAGAAUCCGAAAGAGAUUUCUUGCCAAAAGAAUGCUAGAAAUGCUCUUUUUGACCUCCUUAAUGCUGGGGUUAGUGCAACAGUGGAUUGUACCAACUGUCAACAACUCCUUGAAGCCACUUAGUGAGAUGGAUUUUUUCAGAGUCAUGGAGCGUCUUCUUAAACUUGCUGUGCCAAACCAUUUCAUCUGGCUCAUUUUCUUCUACUGUAUGUUUCACUCCAUGCUGAAUGUGUCAGCUGAGCUGCUUAGAUUUGGGGACAGGGAGUUUUACAAGGACUGGUGGAAUGCAGAAAAUGUAUCAGAGUUUUGGCAGAAUUGGAACAUUCCUGUUCACAGAUGGGCAUUAAGGCAUGUCUACAAGCCCCUUUUAAGAAGAGGUACCUCCAAGAUGGUGGCCUCCCUAGCAGUUUUUGUUCUCUCAGCAUUUUUUCAUGAGUACCUUGUGAGCAUUCCUUUGCGCAUGUUUAAGGUGUGGGCCUUCAUGGGGAUGGUGAUGCAGAUGCCACUGGCUUAUAUUUCCAGUAUGUUCUUUCGUGGAAAAUGGGGUAACAUCAUUGUGUGGUUUUCGUUGAUAUUGGGCCAGCCCAUCGCCAUCUUUGCAUACGUCCAUGACUACUACAUCAUGACAGUCACUGGUGGUGCCAGAGCCACAGCAUGAAGAGAUAACUAUUACUUCAGCACUAGCAGUGCAACAAAUAACAGUGAAUGCAGCUCACGUUUUUCAUCCUGUACUCCAAGCUCCCUCCCCACCCCUCCAUAGCAAUAGUUGACUUUAUUUCUUCUAAAACUAAAGAUUAUGAUUUCUGUAUUCAGUCCCUAAUACUAGAUAUGAAAAUUAAUAAAUCUGAGAAGCUUUUGUUUUUCCUUAAGAUGGGGUUUCCGGGAAGGAAGGGAGAAAAAUGGAUGGUUUAAGAAAGUGGAAACAAAAGAUGUCGGCAAAAGUGAAUGGCCUUGUCCGUAGCUUUAUAAGUGAGCUUAGGUGUAUGUGCAUGCAGGUGUGUGUAUGAGGGGAGAAUGUGAUUGCAGAAGAGGUUUGAUUUGGAUGUGUUUUGUGGUUUGCAUUUUUUCAGCAAAACUGUUGGUGGAUGCAUUUUUUUAUGUUCUCAAUGCACUCGUUUACCUCAGAUUGAUAAGUACUGUAGUUACUAUAGAUAGACUAGUUGUUGCCUUAAAAAUGAUCAAAAAUAUGCACAGCUGUGGUGUUAGCAUCUUAGGAACUAGAGUGGUCAGACUAGACUUGGUACUUUAGCAGUGGGCAGCCUAUUGCAGUAUAUUCAGAACUAUCUGAAUGUUUGAAAAUCAUUGCUACUCUGCUGUUCUCAUUAAGUUUCAGCAUUCAUUGCACUUACCACAUCUGUAAAGUGUCAGAAAAUCAGAUUGUUAUGGCUGCUUGGUUGUCAUUACUCAUAAUGUAGAAUUGGUUAUUCUUUAAUAUAUGGUAUAGGAAGAAGAAUUAUGCCACAAAGCUGGAUACAGUCUGCACAAGAUAGGGAUAUGUAUGUGAAAGAAAAAUGAAAUAGGAAUUAGGUUUUUCAACCCACAUUACAUCUUAGAUGACUUGGAAAGAUCACAUACAGAUAUCUAGGAUAAUGGUACUAAUACAGAGUAAUGACAACCAGCAAUGUGUAUGUGCCAAUUAAUUUUGGAGUCUGGCAUGGUACAUGAAAAAAAAGGCAUGAAUGGGAAUUAUGCUGCUAACUUUAUUUGAUGUUGUGUCCCGAUGGUGCACUUACAUCACCAAUGUGAUUUGUUUUGGUUCACAAGAGUGAACUAGAUCAUAUUCAAGAUACAGUAUGUUCCUGAAUAUUUUUUGCAAACCAGUAACACUGCUAACUCAAACCCAGGUCUUGCAGUAGAUCUGCAGGUAUCAGAGUGGAAGUCUCUAAGUAGCUUAGAAGGGUAUACGGAUGCUAACAACCAACAAAGCCAGUGAAGCUCUUGUGCUUAUUUUCCACUUUUGUGUAUUGUUAAUUUUGUUUUAAUAUUUACCAUUACCAAAACAAAAGAACAGAUUUUUGAGUUUUUAUUAAGGUAUAUCAAAGUAUAUUUUUAUUUGUUUAUAUUUGUAGAAGUAUUCCCUAUGUGAUUGGAUUUUUUUGUUGAUCCCCAAUAUGGCUGUCAUUUAUUACAGUAUCCUCAUGCCAUUUGUCCACUGUAUUUCAUUUGUAUAAAGCCUUGCUAUUAUUUGCAUAAAAUCAAUAUGUAACUAUCCUGUCCUGAUCUCAUGAUUGAUGCCAUUCUUUUGAAUGCCAACUGGCAUGGGAUGUACUGAAUCACCUUGCUGGAAUGUGGCAAAGUCUUUCAACUUUUUUUUUUUUUCCCCGAUCAGUGGUAUCUAAAUUUAGGGCUUUUAAACCCAGCCAUAGAGAUUAAAAUAUUGGACUUUCUUUGCGAACUCUGAUUUGUUCUGUACUUGUGCCUUAAUAUAUUUUCAAUCACUACUUUCAAGUAAGUUAUUUUACUAGCUUUAAUAAUGCUUCAUAGACAUUUGCAAAAUAUUGCAAGAUGGCAUCUGGAGGUAAACUGUUUCAUUUGAACUAGCUCUAGUACCAAAAUGAUUUGUUAAAAUAACUUUUAGUUUGUAUUAGGGAGUGCAUGUAUAUGGGUGAUAGAAACGACCUUUUUAAGGUUUUUUUUUUUUUUUAUUUUUGCUGAACCAAAAAAUACAUAUUUCUGCCAUAUUGCAAAGGUAUUGGCAAAACCUAUCACCAUAAGCCAAAUGUACUAUACUAAACCUCACCAUGAUAUACCUGUCAUUUUUACAUGUGCCAAGGGUUGUUUUUUUUUUCCUUAAAAGCAAUGUGUUAAAAUUUGAAGAUUAGAAAUUAUGUGGGAUUUAAAUUUUUAUCUUUGCUAAAAUUGAAGAGGCAAUUUUUUUAAAGCCAGGGACUUUUCUCAUUUGAAGUGUCUAACAGAAUGGAGUUAAGGUCAAAACAGGAAAGUAAUAAAAUGUGUUAAUGAGAUUCAUUUAGUUUGACAGUGGGCAGCUUUGAAAUUAGAGGCAAUAAUGCAGUCACUCCUAAUAAAAUGCAAUUGUGACAGUUCAGUUCCUUUUCUUUGUUGGUGGGUUCAUGUAGCAGAGAAGUUCAAGGGUUUUUUUUUUUCUUUUUGGAAUUUUGUAGUACCUUUCUAUUUUUGAUGUGAUAAAUGAGUACCCCCAUUUUCUGAUGUGAUAAAUUUGUAAAUCAAUAUUUUAUGUGCCAACAUUUAUUCUUGUAAAUAGCUAGAAAUGGUCAGUCACCAAGCUUCUGCAAAUUAUGUCUUUUACAACUCUAAGCAGUGUUUUAUGGGCAUUAACACACAACCUUUUUGCUCAAUUUUUCAUCUUUUGGCAGAACUUCUGACAGUAGCAGCAAUGAGGAUCAAUCUUUGGUUGCAGUUUGGUCGCUUCAGUCAGCAAAGUAGAACAUAAAGGAGCUAAGUAAUUACUCAUUAGGUAGACCAGUUGUUUUGCAGUGAGACUGGUGUAUGAUCGCAGCACUUUAUUUAGUGGUGGAUGCUAAAUGUUUCAAAGGCAUUAUUACCCUACUCCCCUCUUUUUUUCUUCAAAUAUCAGCAUACUGAAUCAGAUUUUAUUGCAGUGGCAUGCAGUGAGCUUAUGUCAUCAAUCCACUCCCUGAGACAGCCAGAACAUACAUUUUAAUAUUUUGUUUUGCAUUAGUCUGCAAGUGGUAGACUGUUUAUAGUAAUGUACAAGUUAUUUUUGCAUCUGUAUUAUGUGCCAUACAUUUUUUGAUUGUACAUAAAAAUGUAAUGGUUUUGGAUCUUUUCAUGAAGUUCAGUUGUGGUGCAUAAACUUUUUUAUUAAAGACAAAUAUAACAUGAAA
This is a messenger RNA of Pomacea canaliculata, 5088 nucleotides long. Its product is annotated as diacylglycerol O-acyltransferase 1-like. Lineage: Eukaryota; Metazoa; Mollusca; Gastropoda; Architaenioglossa; Ampullariidae. The record is from RefSeq and is a predicted model, not a curated record. Gene Ontology annotation, molecular function: diacylglycerol O-acyltransferase activity. Gene Ontology annotation, biological process: triglyceride biosynthetic process. Gene Ontology annotation, cellular component: endoplasmic reticulum membrane. The coding region runs from base 36 to 1919 and encodes 627 amino acids. The transcript is spliced from 16 exons.